This is a messenger RNA of Symbiodinium sp. CCMP2456, 465 nucleotides long. NCBI's taxonomy places the organism in Eukaryota, Dinophyceae, Suessiales, Symbiodiniaceae. The record is from the annotation of a GenBank genome assembly.
AUGGGUGCGCUCGUGGACACCCGCUUUGUAAAGUCCCAGCUCAGACGCUGCCUUUGGUUCCAGAAGGCCCGCAUUGAGACAGAAAGGCCAGCCCUUGAUUUCCAAGUCGCGGACGGAGCGGCUAAUGGCACCUCCUGGGCUUUCUUUGCCCCUGCCAGCCGGGGUCCUCCAAAUCUCCCCGUUCGUCCAGAGAAGGAAUUCUCCCAAAGCCUGGAAGCCAUAGCUGACGUGCUGUAUUUGGGAGCGGCCGGUGGCCUGCCUGAGCUUCGCUUGAUGGUAUUUCCCAAUCUUGGGGAUCUGGACGGCCUGACGAUGCGUGAGCAGAAGGCCCGCUACGAGGCCUUCAGCGUGCCAGGGUUGCGCGUUCAGGGGUUGCAGGCGUUUGCAUUCAGGGUUAGGUGUGUGCAACCUGUUUUUGACACGGAUUCGACAGCAUUUCGCUGUUGCAGGGUUCAUCUAUAUUAA